Messenger RNA from Suillus fuscotomentosus, 570 nucleotides. RefSeq lists its product as uncharacterized. The record is from RefSeq and is a predicted model, not a curated record. Bases 1 to 570 code for a protein of 189 amino acids. The transcript is spliced from 3 exons. Lineage: Eukaryota; Fungi; Basidiomycota; Agaricomycetes; Boletales; Suillaceae.
AUGACGGCGCCGACUCUUUCCUUUUUCGGCCAGGACCCUCACACUCCAAAGUCUAGAAUCGUAUCCCGGACCGGAAAACAGCAGACUUUUACUUCGCAUCUUCGAUCAGUACCGUUGCAACUUGGCAAGGACCAGACCCAAUCCCAGAAGCCAUUCGGACGAUCCCUCUGUCGCUCAGGGCCUGAUGUCGAUGAGUCAGUUUCGUGGCUCCCAGUGGACUAUGCAGCAAAGGCUAUCAUCGAUCUGGUCAAGAUUCCCUCUCAACGCUUACCCUUGGCUUAUGCCGUGGACGUCCGUCCUCUCGUAUCUCGAACACGCCGGCCUGAAAUUUCAAGCCCUCCCGAGGUACAAGUGCGCGCUAGCCUUAUUGACGAAGUGAAUAACCCGAGCCGGAAGCUGUUGACUUUUUUUGAGAACAAAUACGGACAAGAGGAACUGGCUACGCGGUACCCAUUAUUGACAGUGCAAACUGAGAAAGCAAGUAAGAGUCUCAGAAGUGCACAUAUCGCUGAUGAUGGACUGGUGGGGAAGUGGGUAGCUGCUUGGAGAGAGACAAGUUUGUUGGCUUGA